Molecule: messenger RNA, 1837 nt
Organism: Ostrea edulis (European flat oyster)
Lineage: Eukaryota; Metazoa; Mollusca; Bivalvia; Ostreida; Ostreidae
Product: tRNA-dihydrouridine(16/17) synthase [NAD(P)(+)]-like
Exons: 12
Coding region: 92-1735 (547 amino acids)
Biological process (GO): tRNA processing
Molecular function (GO): tRNA dihydrouridine synthase activity; flavin adenine dinucleotide binding
Source: RefSeq, a predicted model, not a curated record
AUUCAACUGGUUUUGAAAGCUUCCCCAAUACGAUUGCCCUCGUUAGUCGAAAGCGGAGUGAGGUCCCUUACCGAACCUCUUCAGUGUCAACAUGUGGAAAAUGGAAGAACGUCAACAAGUCGAAGAGACGGUUCAGGAUAAGAGGAAACUCUCAGGGUUUGACUUUUGGAGACGGACCCUUAGCUCUGCCAAGUACGUGGUGGCCCCAAUGGUGGAUGCUAGCGAGCUUGCUUGGCGGAUGCUGAGUCGUAAAUACGGAGCGCAACUGUGUUACACCCCCAUGUUUCAUGCAUCUGUAUUUGUGAGGGACCCUAACUACAGGAAAGAAGCCAUGCAGACCUGUCCAGAAGACAGACCACUGAUAGUGCAGUUCUGUGCUAAUGACCCGGAUACUUUUCUGAGGGCCGGCCGGUAUGUGGAGGACGUAUGUGACGCUGUGGACCUCAACCUGGGCUGUCCCCAGACCAUUGCCAAACGAGGUCACUACGGGGCAUUUCUAGAGGAUGAGUGGGAUCUCCUGAAAAAAAUGGUUGAGCUUUGCCAUCAGAAGUUGAAGGUUCCCGUCACCUGUAAGAUCCGAAUGUUCGAGUCCAAAGAGAAGACGGUACUAUAUGCUCAAAUGUUGGAGAAGGCAGGCUGUCAGCUGCUGACAGUGCACGGGCGGACAAAGGAACAGAAGGGACGGUUUACGGGCCUGGCGGACUGGGACGUCAUUAAACUCGUCAGAGAGAGUGUUUCCAUACCUGUAUUUGCUAAUGGUAACAUACAAUAUCUACCUGAUGUGGACCGAUGCAUUCAUCAAACAGGGGUACAAGGAGUCAUGUCUGCAGAGGGAAACCUACAUAACCCUGCCCUGUUUUCUGGUGACUGUCCUCCAGUGUGGAAAAUGGCAGAGGACUACCUCGAGCUUGCGGAGAAAUACCCCUGUCCGCUGUCUUAUUCCAGGGGACAUGUCUUCAAAAUAUUUCACCACAGCCUAAAUGUACAUCCAGACAUCCGAGAUAUAAUUGCUUCUGGAAAGUCACUCGAGUGUUUCAGACUGGCCACGCUCAAACUUAAGGAGAGAUGUCUGGCAGAUGCAGAGAAGCACAAAACUAACCCGGAGCUGUUCUCCACAGAGUUACCUUUCCCUUACUGGAUUUGUCAGCCCUAUGUCAGACCUGAUCCAAAUGAUAAAGAAAAAAACAAAGACAAAAGAACUGUGAAGCGCCCCCUGGAGGAAAAGCUUCAGUCUCCAGAGUUUGCAGGGAUGUCCAAAAACAAGGUCAAAAAAUUACUGAGGAAUCCUUUAAAGAAGCUAGCCAGGAGUUCAGAGGAGAAUUAUGAGAAGUGUGUAGCCUGUGCAAACAUCAGGGGUAGAAAAUGUUCUUACAUGAUGUGCAAGAAUUGUUGUAAGGUAAAAACCUUCAGAGAAACCCUGGAUUGCAAAGGUCACCGGAUUGUGCUUCACACAAAGAACUCAAGCAAAGCUGCUUUUGAUCAGAAGAAAAAGGAAAUGGAGGAAAAGACAGCAGUACAUGAAAUCAGGAUGAUCGAUAAAUGUGUCAGGGUAAAGGCAAGUACUCAGGGGAACAAAGAGGAGAGAGAAGAAGACCGACUAGCUGAUAUGGACUUGGAGACUGAAAACUCCAUGGAGCUAGACUCUGGUGAUGUGCAAAGUGAAACAAGGGACUUCACUAAUUUAUCUAAUGACAAUUUGACAGUUACAGCAGAUCCCAGUUUUAAGGAUGGCUGAGCUAAUGUUUGCUGUCUUGUAUUUUAGUUAAUAUUUUAUGAAUUUGUUUUUGUUUUGUUAAUUUUUCAAUUUAGAUUUACAAUAAAAUUGUACUGAAUGAAA